CGGAAGAGACGUGGCAAAAAAAAUCCUUUCCGGAAGAAAAUGUUUCUCAAAUAUGAAGCUAAAUAACUAGGCUGGAACAUUUUGCGAUACAGUAGAGAGAAGAUUGACUUGUGGUGACUCUUUGAAUUCCCUUUUGACAGGCAGGCCAUGGGUCUGUGCAAGUGUCCGAAGAGGAAGGUGACGAACCUGUUCUGCUUCGAGCAUCGGGUCAAUGUGUGUGAACACUGCCUGGUGUCCAAUCACGGCAAGUGUAUUGUGCAAUCCUACCUGCAGUGGCUCCAGGACAGCGAUUACAAUCCUAACUGCAGUCUGUGUAAUCAGCCUCUAAUCUCCCAGGACACUGUGAGAUUAGUGUGCUAUGAUCUGUUCCACUGGUCCUGCCUGAAUGAACUGGCAUCACGCCUGCCCCUGUACACGGCACCAGCAGGUUAUCAGUGCCCAACAUGUCAGGGACCUGUUUUCCCCCCCGCCAACCUCGCCAGCCCUGUGGCCGACAUGCUGAGAACGCAACUGUCCUCCGUGAACUGGGCACGAGCAGGACUCGGCCUUCCGCUGGUCGAAGACCAGCCUGAGGUUGAAGAGACCACAUCACACGAUGUGACCGAUUAUACAGACUGGACCUUUGACGCGCCUUCUUCUGAAUCGUCCGUUUCUGCCCCGUCACACUCUUAUGCCCCAGAGCCAGCAGUCACUCCGGCAUGUUCCCAUCAGGACUUGGGGCACAGCCACAGCGUACACAAUAACGGAGGAUUGGGGGUACAGGAGCACUCGGUCAUCAGCAUGAUCACAGCCACUGCACCGGACACUAUCGUCAUCAGCAAAGCUUCUUCACCUAGGAAGGUGUACGACACACGAGAGUCAGGCCGCACUUCAGACACCCAGAUCGACUUCGAUGAUGAUAAGUACCGGCGGAGGCCAGCGCUCAGCUGGUUUGCACAGAUCCUAAAGAACCGCUUGGGCCCUAAGAGAAGGACAUACACACUAAAGCAGAGGAUCUUCAUGCUCCUGCUCCUGGGAGUGAUUGGCUUCUUUACCCUCAUCAUCAUCAUGGCCAAGCUAGGCCGGGCUUCCGCUGACGAAGACCCCAACCUGAACCCCAUGUUCAAUCCCAAUAUCCGAGUGGGCAACAUGUGAACAGAGUGCAGCUCCUGUAGAAGAAAACGAGCAGGAAGUGCAGUGCGACUGUCCUGAAAGCCGGGACCAAUGCGUAAAACGCCUGUUAUCUUCGUAGGAACGAUGAUAAUCCAGUCACUUUAUCUUCCCGUUGAUAAGAAGUCUCCUCCUUAAUUUGACCAGUUGCAAAAUCCUUCAGUUUGCAACAAAGUUGUCUUUUUGAAAUUAACAUCUGGAAGGCGCUCUGAAUAUUAGACCGUAUUUAACACUUUGCAGUGCGUUCAUGUCUGUGUGAGCGCAUUAAUCGGGUGUGUGUGUGUAUGUGUGUGUGUAUUUUUGGUGGGACGGAGAGAGCGAGCAUUCUGAGAAAGCAAUAUGUCUAAUUUCUAUAAUUUGUUGUAAAAAAAGAAAAAAGAUUAGAAUUUAAGUAUUUGCAGUUGCAAUUCCAUGGUAACGGAUACCAAAGCUGCCCUUUGCAGCUCCAAAUAGAAAUGAGUGAGACUUUGCAGUGGUGUGUGUGUGUGUGCGUGUGUGUGUGUGUGUGCGCACGUGCGUGCAUGCAUGCAAUCAUUAAUAUGGUUCCUGCCAUAUUUUUGAAUGAAGUGUGUGUGUGUUAAAAUGGCACAGAGCCAUUUUCUGACUAAAUAACGUGGUUAGCCAUUGUCCAAUCUGUCAACGUGUUCAAUCUGUAUAUUCCAAAAUAUAUUGUUUAUUCUGUAAAUCUGAAUACAGUCCUGGUCAGAGCUGGUCUUUAAACUCAAGAUCAUCUGUUUGGUUGUUUUUUUUCCUCUUUGAAUUUUGUUUGUAUAUCUGAUCACGCUUUACAUGAAGUUUCUUUUAACACAUUAGAAGAAAACAUGACAGUUGUAUACAGUCAGCACGUUUGCCUCGCACGCCCUGUGUGCCCGGAUUUCGCAUGUUCUCCCUGUGCUUCGGGGGUUUCCUCCAUGUACUCCGGUUUCCUCUGCCAGUCCAAAGACAUUCGUUGUAGGCUGACUGGCAUUUCUGAAUUGUCCGUAGUCUGUGAAUGGGUGUGAUUGUGCCCGGUGAUGGGUUGGCACCCUGUCCAGGGUGUCCCCUGCCUUGUGCCCUGAGUUCCCUGGGAUAGACUCCAGGCUCCCCGCGACCCUGUGUAGGAUAAGCUGUAUGGAAAAUGAAUGGAUGUAUACAGUCAAUUGAUGUUAAAGCUAAAUAACGCGUGCAUUAACCAAUGUACGUAUGACGAAUGAGUAAGAUUAAAGCCCAUAAUACACAAUAUAAACUAAUAUGUUUGCAGUUGUUAACUAAAAAUGUAUAUACUUUCAGUAGUAUUAGGAGGAUGCUGUAAUUUAAUUUUUGAUCAUUUCUGUGGAAUCGAUUAAAACGGUCAAUGCAGGUAUAUCAUGGUUUUUUAUGUAAGGAAUAAAACACGUGGGGGGGGGCGGCAUGUUGUUGCUACACCGGUAAUAACACUCCAGUAACAGUCUAUAACCAAUAAAACCAAGUGUUUUAUUCCUCUUGUACCAUACAUUGAUUCCAAUCAGUUUUAUUACAGUUAAUUUGUUAAUGAAUGACACCUCAUGCUAGUUAGAUUUAAUGUUGUAGAAUCCACGAGACAAGUUAGUUCCUCUCAUCACUUACAUUAUAGCAGUUCCCUCACCAGCCAUUCAUUUUUAUUUUAUUUUUUCUUCGUCUGGCUUAAAGUUAAUAAGACAAAAAAAAAAAAAAAUCCAGCUGAAGACUUUCCUGUAGUGGAAAAUGUACUGACUUUUACAAAGAACUGACAGUAGAGACUCCUUCCAUAAAUAUUACAGAAACAUCUCCUUACAGAAACAUCACCGCAUCAACGAUUAGACAUAUUGCUUUGCUAUAUUACCAUUUUUUUAAUACGUUUAUUAUUCGUCUUUGAUUAUUUUAAACUUGAUUUUAAUUACAGCUGGAAUGACUGUCCGAGCUGCUGUUACAGAACAUUAAUCAACACUCUUGACCAAUCAGAUGUGAGGGUAUGUUAACUAAGGCAGGAAAUAAUUUUAGGUAAAGGAACCUGAAUGUAAAGCGUUACUGUACAUCUGAGUGAAUAUUGUAUUGUAGUCACUACAUUCUUGGUUGCACUUUUCCCUCCUUUCAGUCAGGUUUCUCUGUUCCUAGCUCUCUUUGCUUUUAAAAGGAUCUACAUACAUGAUGACAGACACUGUACAAUAUGAACUUUUUAGUAGUCACUCGAGGUUGGUAGAGAGGACGUGUGUUUGUACAGUAUUCAUCUCUGAUAGAUAAGUGUUUCUGAUCUAACAGGAUUGUGCUCUAUUCCUGUCAAUCUCUCGAUUAAAUUAUGAACUUUAUAAAA
Molecule: messenger RNA, 3436 nt
Organism: Ictalurus furcatus (blue catfish)
Lineage: Eukaryota; Metazoa; Chordata; Actinopteri; Siluriformes; Ictaluridae
Gene: zfpl1
Product: zinc finger protein-like 1
Exons: 8
Coding region: 148-1134 (328 amino acids)
Cellular component (GO): Golgi apparatus
Source: RefSeq, a predicted model, not a curated record